AUGAAGGAAAUUUUGGCGAUGGAACUAGCUAGAGGAGCGCUCUCAUCAGCUAGAAGGAUGAUAACAUGUUUUCUGUAUCGAGAUGAAAUCAGUGCUGUCUUCGGUUAUCGACAAUCCACUCAAUAUACCUCUAGGACACCGUACCCCGGAGAUUUCGAAACGAUCUCAACGGAGAGCACCAACGGAUGGGGAUUCACUUCGACUGCGCUGCCGUGGUGGAGUCGUAAGGUCAACCAAAAUAAAGAUGACGGCGAAAAAGAAGACGCUCAAAAUGGAAACGAGUGA
Ostertagia ostertagi is the source of this 285-nucleotide messenger RNA. The record is from the annotation of a GenBank genome assembly. NCBI's taxonomy places the organism in Eukaryota, Metazoa, Nematoda, Chromadorea, Rhabditida, Trichostrongylidae.